GUACACUGACACAGAAGUACCACCAAUAAGCUAGCGACUACCAUUUUGGAAUUAUUCUUUACCCCCAAAGAAUGUACCUCCAAAUAAAGGGCUUCUAGAAACACCAUGGUGCAUCGUUAAUCAUAUCAUAUGAAAACUCUGUAAACUGUAAAAUUCAAAGCGAAGUUUGAUUUUCAGUUCAUUCAUCUUUUCUCUUCAAGGUAUAUGGUCUUAUGAUGCUGAUGAUGAUGUUAUUACUACUAGGAUGUGCUGAAUUAGUCAAUUUUCAUAUUAGGUUUAAUGUUAAUGAAAUUUGUGGCGUUGUACGUUAAGAAUUGAAUUGUUGCAAGCGAGAAUGAGAAUAAGAUAGUAUGCGAGAUUCAAAUUUGAGAUCUGACAAUGAUUAGGCGUGGCUCCUAUGAUCGAGAGUUUGUUGAGCCCAUUGUUAUCAUAUCAUAUAUAUAUAAAUAUAUAUAAAUAGGUUACGCCUGUACUCUCUUAGGUAUCAAAUUCAAAACCCAUAUUCAACUCAAGGAAUUGCAGUACCACUGUACCAGACAGGAUUUGAGCAAGAUCUGAGCAAUGGCGAAGGAAGCUUCUAAUACCAAUAGCAGUGUGACGACAAAACCACCUCCAUCCCCAUCUCCUUUAAGAAAUGCCAAGUUCUUCCAGGCCAAUAUGAGAAUCUUGGUAACUGGAGGAGCUGGAUUUAUUGGAUCUCACUUGGUAGACAGGUUGAUGGAAAAUGAAAAGAAUGAGGUGAUUGUUGUGGAUAAUUAUUUCACUGGCUCAAAGGACAAUCUGAAGAAAUGGAUUGGUCAUCCAAGAUUUGAGCUUAUCCGUCAUGAUGUGACAGAGACAUUGCUGGUUGAGGUUGAUCAAAUAUACCAUCUUGCUUGCCCUGCUUCCCCCAUCUUCUACAAAUACAACCCUGUAAAGACUAUAAAGACAAAUGUGAUCGGUACAUUGAAUAUGUUGGGACUUGCCAAGCGUGUUGGUGCCAGGAUUUUGCUUACAUCAACUUCUGAAGUGUACGGAGAUCCUCUUAUGCAUCCUCAGGAUGAAACUUACUGGGGCAAUGUCAACCCAAUUGGAGUUAGGAGUUGUUAUGAUGAGGGAAAGCGAGUUGCUGAGACUUUGAUGUACGACUAUCACAGACAGCAUGGGAUUGAGAUAAGGAUUGCUAGGAUUUUUAACACCUAUGGACCUCGUAUGAAUAUUGAUGAUGGUCGUGUUGUUAGUAAUUUCAUUGCACAAGCAGUUCGUGGUGAGCCAUUAACUGUUCAAGCACCUGGAACACAGACACGUAGUUUCUGUUAUGUGUCAGACAUGGUUGAUGGCCUUAUUAGACUUAUGGAAGGAGACAACACUGGGCCCAUUAACAUUGGAAAUCCAGGUGAGUUUACUAUGCUUGAGCUUGCAGAGACCGUUAAGGAGCUUAUCAACCCAGAUGUGGAGAUCAUAUCAGUUGAAAACACACCAGAUGACCCUCGCCAGAGGAAGCCAGACAUCACAAAAGCCAAGGAGUUACUUGGUUGGGAGCCAAAGAUCAAGUUGCGCGAUGGCCUUCCGCUUAUGGAGGACGAUUUCCGAACAAGACUUGGAGUUACCCGAAAGAAUUGAACGGUACACCUUAUUAAUGCAAAUGAGAGUGAUGAAGACGCUGGGAAGAGCUUGACAUCUGGAUGAGUGCCUCUGCUCUCCGGUUUUCUUUGUUUCAUAUUUUUAUUAAGUGGGAAAAUAAAUGGUAAAUGGUAUUAGGAUCUUUUCUUGUAAUCCAGACUCCAGUUAUUUGAAUGAUUUGGUAUACUUUGAUUGGGUUCUGACGAUAUUAGGCUUUAAUUCAAAGAUUUUGUUUUUUUCUUUUAUUACUGGAAAGAGUGCCGUACCUUUUAUGAAGAAUAUCUUGAUUUCAUCA
This is a messenger RNA of Cannabis sativa, 1897 nucleotides long. Its product is annotated as UDP-glucuronic acid decarboxylase 6. Lineage: Eukaryota; Viridiplantae; Streptophyta; Magnoliopsida; Rosales; Cannabaceae. The transcript is spliced from 14 exons. Bases 562 to 1602 code for a protein of 346 amino acids. Gene Ontology annotation, molecular function: NAD+ binding; UDP-glucuronate decarboxylase activity. Gene Ontology annotation, cellular component: cytoplasm. The record is from RefSeq and is a predicted model, not a curated record. Gene Ontology annotation, biological process: D-xylose metabolic process.